Messenger RNA from Pestalotiopsis fici W106-1, 219 nucleotides. RefSeq lists its product as uncharacterized. Lineage: Eukaryota; Fungi; Ascomycota; Sordariomycetes; Amphisphaeriales; Sporocadaceae. Bases 1 to 219 code for a protein of 72 amino acids. The transcript has a single exon. The record is from RefSeq and is a predicted model, not a curated record.
AUGCCGCCACCUCCACGAACACCGUCUCCGGCCGAGACAAUACGGCCAAUCCAUUCGCGUUGCGACUGCAAAGCCUCUAGCAGGCACUCCACGUCUACCGAUGCCAGCGAAUGUGUGGCAGCAGCUUGCGAAGAGUGCAAUUCCAGCAGCGUCUGCUUAGAUAACUCACCUCUGCAAGAUGGCGUCCAAGAAACCAACAACACUUCUGCAGCCGACUAA